This is a messenger RNA of Fraxinus pennsylvanica, 690 nucleotides long. The record is from the annotation of a GenBank genome assembly. NCBI's taxonomy places the organism in Eukaryota, Viridiplantae, Streptophyta, Magnoliopsida, Lamiales, Oleaceae.
AUGUGCAAGGCAUUAAUGGCAGUUCAGUAUUUAUGGAAUGGCUUACAGCAAAGGAGAAACUCACGGCAGGACGGAGUUUAUGGUACUACCUGUCCGAUUCCACCGAGGAAAAACUUCACUUACGUCCUUCAAGCGAAGGACCAGAUAGGCACCUAUUUCUAUUUUCCAUCACUUGCGCUCCAUAAGGCAGCCGGAGGAUAUGGUAGCAUCAAAAUUUCCAGCCGUCCUCGAAUUCCAGUACCUUUCCCUCCUCCUGCUGGGGAUUGGUUCAAGAGAAGUCAAAGGGAUGGAGUUUAUGGUACUACCUGUCCGAUUCCACCAAGGAAAAACUUCACUUACGUCCUUCAAGCGAAGGACCAGAUAGGCACCUAUUUCUAUUUUCCAUCACUUGCACUCCAUAAGGCAGCCGGAGGAUAUGGUAGCAUCAAAAUUUCCAGCCGUCCUCGAAUUCCAGUACCUUUCCCUCCUCCUGCUCGGGAUUAUGCCGUCCUUGUUGGGGAUUGGUUCAAGAGAAGUCAAAGGCAACUGACUUAUUUCUUGGAUACCAGUCACAAUCUUCCCUUCCCUGAUGGCCUUCUGAUCAAUGGUCGAGGGUGGAAUGGAUACACUUUUACGGUUGAUCAAGGUUCAGGAUAUCGAAUGUCGGACUUACAACUUCCAUUAACUUCAGAAUCCAGGGACACACAAUGA